AUGUCCAGAAUAGAUUCAGAUCUGCAGAAAGCACUUAAAAAGGCGUGUUCCGUCGAGGAGACCGCACCUAAGAGAAAGCACGUACGCGCAUGCAUAGUGUAUACAUGGGACCAUCAGUCUUCCAAAGCUGUGUUUACGACUCUAAAGACUCUGCCUCUGGCCAAUGAUGAGGUGCAACUGUUCAAGAUGCUUAUUGUGCUGCAUAAGAUCAUACAAGAGGGACAUCCGUCAGCGCUAGCCGAGGCCAUCCGGGAUAGGGACUGGAUCAGGUCUCUUGGUAGGGUGCAUCCGGGCGGGUCGUCGUAUAGCAAACUGAUUCGGGAGUAUGUGCGGUACUUGGUUUUAAAGCUGGACUUUCAUGCGCACCACAGGGGGUUUAACAACGGGACGUUCGAGUACGAGGAGUACGUGUCACUAGUUUCGGUUUCCGACCCGGACGAAGGGUACGAGACGAUUUUAGACCUGAUGUCGUUACAGGAUUCACUUGACGAGUUCUCGCAGAUCAUCUUUGCGUCAAUUCAAUCCGAGAGGAGAAAUACUGAGUGCAAAAUCUCGGCGCUGAUUCCGUUGAUUGCGGAGUCAUAUGGUAUUUAUAAAUUCAUCACCUCGAUGCUAAGGGCUAUGCAUAGGCAAUUGAAUGAUGCGGAGGGUGAUGCCGCUCUGCAGCCUUUGAAAGAACGUUACGAGUUGCAACACGCGAGACUGUUUGAGUUUUACGCGGAUUGUUCUUCUGUGAAAUAUUUGACCACGUUGGUCACCAUUCCAAAACUGCCCGUGGAUGCUCCAGAUGUGUUUGUAAUCAACGAUGUGGACGAGUCAAAAGAAAUUAAGUUUCAAAAAAGAGAAACAUCUGCAACUCCAGCGCGGACGCCAGCACGGACCCCAACACCAACACCACCUGUUGUGGCUGAACCAGCCGUUUCCCCACGUCCGGUAUCUCAAAGAACUACUUCAACCCCUACGGGUUACCUACAAACUAUGCAAACUGGAGCCACUACAGGCAUGAUGAUCCCUACCGUCACCGGCGCAGCUAACGCCAUUUUCCCACAGGCGACGGCGCAAAUGCAACCGGACUUUUGGGCCAAUCAACAAGCCCAGUUUGCUAACGAGCAAAACCGCCUCGAGCAAGAGCGUAUGCAACAGAUGCAACAACAGCAGGCACAGCAGGAAUUAUUUCAACAGCAACUACAAAAAGCACAACAGGAUAUGAUGAAUAUGCAGCUUCAACAACAAAACCAACACCAAAACGAUCUAAUUGCCCUUACCAACCAAUAUGAAAAGGACCAGGCUUUAUUGCAACAAUACGAUCAAAGAGUGCAGCAGUUGGAAAAUGAAAUCACAACGAUGGAUUCUACCGCUUCCAAACAAUUGGCUAAUAAAGAUGAGCAACUAACUGCGUUGCAGGAUCAACUGGACGUUUGGGAAAGAAAAUAUGAGUCUUUGGCCAAGUUGUACUCCCAAUUGCGGCAAGAGCAUUUAAACCUUUUACCUCGUUUCAAAAAACUGCAGUUAAAGGUCAAUAGUGCACAGGAGUCUAUUCAAAAAAAGGAACAGCUAGAACACAAAUUGAAGCAAAAGGAUUUGCAAAUGGCUGAGUUGGUUAAGGACCGUGAUAGAGCAAGGUUAGAGUUAGAAAGAUCCAUUAAUAACGCAGAGGCUGACAGUUCUGCAGCGACAGCAGCUGCAGAAGCAUUGACCGAGGAUAAAAUGAAUCCUAUCCUGGAUGCCAUAUUGGAAAGUGGUAUCAACACCAUCCAGGAGUCAGUCUAUAAUCUCGAUUCUCCUUUGAGUUGGUCGGGCCCGCUAACUCCUCCCACUUUCCUAUUGUCCUUAUUGGAAAGCACUUCUGAAAACGCCACUGAGUUUGCCACGAGUUUCAAUAACUUGAUAGUUGACGGUCUUGCCCAUGGCGACCAAACAGAAGUCAUACGCUGUGUUAGCGAUUUUAGCACUUCGAUGGCUACACUGGUGACCAACUCAAAGGCGUACGCUGUUACCACAUUACCUCAAGAACAAUCUGAUCAAAUCUUGACCUUGGUGAAGAGGUGUGCUAGAGAGGCGCAAUAUUUCUUCGAGGAUUUGAUGUCUGAAAAUCUUAACCAAGUAAGUGAUGAAGAGAAAACUGAUAUUGUCAUUAAUGCCAACGUUGAUAUGCAAGAGAAGUUACAAGAGCUUUCGUUGGCCAUUGAACCACUAUUGAACAUGCAAUCCGUUAAAUCAAAUAAAGAAACAAACCCACAUUCUGAAUUGGUUGCUACUGCUGAUAAGAUUGUUAAAUCCUCGGAACACUUACGUGUUGACGUACCUAGACCAUUGUUGUCAUUGGCACUAAUGAUUAUUGACGCUGUUGUGGCUUUGGUAAAAGCUGCUAUUCAAUGUCAAAAUGAAAUUGCCACCACGACAAGUAUCCCUCUGAACCAGUUCUACUUGAAAAAUAGUAGAUGGACAGAGGGGUUGAUCUCCGCCGCAAAGGCUGUGGCUAGUGCAACCAAUGUUUUAAUCACUACUGCAAGUAAGCUAAUCACUUCUGAAGAUGACGAAGACACAUCACCUGAACAAUUUAUCGUCGCCUCCAAAGAAGUGGCUGCUUCUACAAUACAAUUGGUAGCAGCAUCGAGAGUGAAAACUUCCCUCCACUCAAAAGCUCAAGACAAAUUGGAACACUGUUCGAAGGAUGUUACCGAUGCAUGUAGAAGUCUGGGCAACCACGUCAUGGGUAUGAUUGAAGAUGAUCAUUCAACUACGCAACAACAGCAACCAUUGAACUUCACAUCGGAACACACAUUGAAGACUGCCGAAAUGGAACAACAAGUGGAAAUUUUGAAGUUGGAACAAUCUUUGAGCAAUGCCAGAAAGAGAUUGGGUGAGAUAAGAAGGCAUGCGUACUAUAGCCAGGACGAUGACUAA
This is a messenger RNA of Saccharomyces paradoxus, 2907 nucleotides long. It is a transcript of the gene SLA2, whose product is annotated as Sla2p. Lineage: Eukaryota; Fungi; Ascomycota; Saccharomycetes; Saccharomycetales; Saccharomycetaceae. Gene Ontology annotation, cellular component: clathrin-coated vesicle; actin cortical patch. The transcript has a single exon. Gene Ontology annotation, biological process: endocytosis; actin filament organization; clathrin coat assembly. The coding region runs from base 1 to 2907 and encodes 968 amino acids. The record is from RefSeq and is a predicted model, not a curated record. Gene Ontology annotation, molecular function: phosphatidylinositol-3,5-bisphosphate binding; clathrin-cargo adaptor activity; phosphatidylinositol-3,4-bisphosphate binding.